AUGAAUCGGUUGUGCCUGAGAGAGCAUCCGACGAUCCCGAAUGCCACGGUGUCCUUUGAGGGCUGGACCGGAAAAUACCCAGCGCCUCAGGGAGGAAAGGUCAGGUUCCGCUGCGAGAAUCCCAAGGGAUUCAGCGAUGGCUCUCGUCUCCAAACGGCCACUUGCGGCUCCGAAUCGCCGGACUCUUGGUGCACGUCCUUCAAAGGGGGCCCGAUUCAAUGUGAGAAGCUGCAGCAUACAUACCCAGAAUGCCGGCUGACAGAAAAGGGAAGAGAGUACGUGGGGAGGGAGAACAAGACGGAAUCGGGCAAAGAAUGCUUGGCAUGGUUCUUCCAGCCAUAUGGAGUACCAAAUGACUUUCUUGGCAUCUAUAAAGACCGUUUCACAAAUAUGGAUACUUGGUCUCAUGGGAACUACUGCCGGAAUCCAUCUGGUCGAGCCAGACCUUGGUGUUUCGUCUCCGAUCCUUCUGUUCAAUGGGAAUACUGCGACAUUCCCAUGUGCACGAUUACAGAUCCCCCAGAGUGCAAGAUGACGCAACAGGGGGGUGAAUACAUUGGAAGACAAAAUGUCACCCAUUCGGGUUUUCCUUGCCUGCCCUGGAAACUCGCAGAAGAUGAAAAUAAAGAUAUCGGGCCGUCAAUCCCAGAUUCAGAAGAGAUAGACGAAAAUUACAACUUCUGCCGGAACUCCGGGAGAGCGAUUGCUCCCUGGUGUUGGAUCGGAGAUGAGAAUGGUCCAAAAUUCGAAUAUUGCGACAUCAUCUUUUGCGAUUUCCGACAAUUCCGACCUGGAACCAAGGAAAACGUGUAUCCAGAAUGCCGACUGUCACAGAAGGGGAAGGAAUACGUGGGGACUCAGAACGUGACCAGGACUGGAAAAUCUUGCCUCUUUUGGGACACUCAACCGUAUGGUACCCCGUGGGAUUUCAACUUCGUAAAGAGCUACACACAACAGUUCCUGAACAUGGAGUCGUCUCUCCAUAAGAACUACUGUCGAAACCCAGGAAUGCAUAGAAAGAAACCUUGGUGUUUCGUCUCCGAUCCCCGGAUCCAGUGGGAGUACUGCAACAUCCCUUUCUGCCACGACCCAAAUCCACCUGAAUGCAAGCUGACGGAAAAGGGGGGAGAAUACAUGGGGAGAAAGAACGUCACCAUAUCCGGAUCACCCUGUCAGCAUUGGCUAGCCCUGCUUCCCAGAUUUUUCGACCGAGUAUUCGAAUUGUUCUCGGCGUUUUCCGAUGAAGUGGAUGGGAGCCACAACUUCUGUCGCAGUCCCACAUACUCCUUCCAAGGUCCAUGGUGUUCUACGUCAUCGGUCGACGGGCCCACAUGGGAGUAUUGCGAUGUUCCCUUCUGCCCCAAGAGCGAUGGAGAGCAAUGCAGUAUCAGAGUAUCGGGUGAAUGCAUAACUCCAAAGGAAUGCAAAGUAGACAAGAAAGGUCUGACGUACAUGGGAACAAACAAUGUGACGAUUUCGGGAUAUCCAUGUCAGCCGUGGUCGAGCAGGUUCCCAAACAACCAAAAUGACAUGUGGUUUUACGAUGACAUGGGGAGUUCUUUCCCUGACGACUUGUUCCCUUCUCACAAUUUCUGUCGGAACCCGACCGAAUACCCAGAUGGUCCAUGGUGCUGGAAUGGAGCUGGGACGAAUCCUCGUUUUGACAUUUGUUAUAUCCCAAUCUGUUGA
This is a messenger RNA of Darwinula stevensoni, 1689 nucleotides long. The record is from the annotation of a GenBank genome assembly. Lineage: Eukaryota; Metazoa; Arthropoda; Ostracoda; Podocopida; Darwinulidae.